GCCCUUUCUCUCUUCGGUAUCUCCCUCUCCACCCCGGAAUUCCUUCCCCACCGAUGGCUGCAGCCCCAUUUCGAUGUUGACCACUCGCCAGUCGCCAUCGUGUGUCCCUAGCUACCACGCGCAGGCCUAUCCGCCGUCGCCGAUGUCGCCGUGUUUGCAGAGUCUCCAGAGCUCCCGCAGGGGCGCACGCAUUGGAGCCGGCCGUCGGCAUCUCCAACCACACCUUUUUGCUGCCUCCGCACCACCAUUCGAGCUCCGCCCUUUCAGUCAGACGACUCUUCUUCGACCUUCGCCGCAAGUCAAACAUCCCAUCAACCCUCCGAGGCCACCUCGCUUCCGCGCCGUACACAAGGUGUUCGAUCAUUUUCUCCAAUAGGAAGAUGCCUCUCCGGCUCACAGAUAACCACGUAUCUGCACCGAGAACUCGCCAUGUCCAGACAUGUCCUUAAGCGCUCCAAGAAAUCUUUCCUUGCAGGAAAUCGCUCGGAACUACCAAGAGCUUGGGGCUUUGAAUGGCGGAAGCAGUGACUGCUGCUGUCGCCAUAGGAUGGGGCAUGAGAGCCGCAGGGUGGGUCGCCUCGCCCAUCAUCUCCGACCUGUUCAAGAAAGCAUCCUCCUAUCUUGGCUUUGAUGCAUCAGAGAAGCUGAUUGAGCUUGAGCCGAAGAUUUUAUUGCUGGAGCGGGUGAUGGGAGCGGUUGAGGAGAGCCCUUACAGGCCUCGGUUGGAGGGGCUGUACAGUAAACUUAAAUCUGCUUUCUACGACGCAGAGGAAAUCUUGGAUGAUGUUGAGUACUACCGUCUCGAGAAGAAGAUACAAGAUGACAAGCUCAAGUCAGAGGUCACCGGGCCUUCACGUCGCUUGAAGGAGAUCUGGUCUGCGGUGGCGAAGAGCUCUCCACUUAAACAUCAGGAGAGUGGUAUGCCAAAAGUUAAGUUGAAAAAGAAACUAGACAGAAUAGAAGAGGUCAUAAAUGAUGCAUGCAAAGUUUUGGAACUGAUGAACUUGCCAAGUAUAAGUGGUGCAAACCAGAGCCAUGUUGUUGCCGCCAACUCACGAGGUAGUGGCACCACUUCACGGCCUCUAUCACAGAUAAUCGGACGAGAUGAAGAUUGUGAUAAAAUUGUAGCAAUGCUUCAUGAGAAGAAUGAACAUGGUCAGCCUGACACCAAUAGUGCUCCAUGUUAUUCUGUAGUUGGAAUUCAUGGCAUCGGCGGCUCUGGGAAAUCAACCCUUGCACAACUUGUUUGUGCCCGUGAGAAAAAGGAUAGCCAUUUUGACCUUGUAAUGUGGGUUCAUGUUUCUCAGGAUUUUAGUGUGCGUACCAUUUUCAUGGAGAUAUUUGAGGCCGCUACAGGUACUUUGUGCACUGAAUUUAAGAACCCUGACACCUUACAAGAUAAGUUGGAGGAGAAACUGCGUGGAAAAUGUUUCCUCUUGGUACUAGAUGAUGUUUGGUACAAUAUUAGAGAUGUGACGCAGUCUGAAAAUCUGCAACGUAUACUCUCGCCGUUGAAGGCUGGAGAGGCAGGAAGCAAGAUCCUUGUGACUAGUCGAACUGAAGAUGCAUUGUUGGCUCUAGGUGCCCCGAAGCAUAGAUGUAUUCCAAUGUCUGUCCUAGAUGAAGAUGUCUUCUCGAAUUUGCUCAUGCAUUAUGGACUCCACGGCGUACCUAUUGAUGAUUAUACUCGUAGAAUGCUGGAAGACAUUGGGAAAGAGAUUGCAAAAAAACUGAAGGGGUCGCCUCUAGCAGCAAGAAUAGUCGGAGAACAGCUGCGUCUAAGGCAAAACGUCGAGUUCUGGAGAAGCGUUCGAGACCGGGACCUUUUGAACGAGACGAUGGGAGCUCUGUGGUGGAGCUACCAUCAUCUUCGUGAGCAGGUCAAGCGAUGCUUUGCUUACUGCAGUAUUUUUCCUCGAAGACAUUGCUUGGAACGUCACGAGUUAGUUCAGCUUUGGGCUGCAGAAGGGUUUGCCAGAUGCACUAGUGAAGGGGAGGAAAUGGAAGAUGUUUGCCAGGAAUACUUUGAUGAACUAUUGUCAACCUCUUUUUUGCAACUUAAAGCAAUGGAAUAUCCCCAUGAGAAGGACUACUAUUUAGUUCAUGAUCUGUUGCAUGAUUUAGCAGAGAAGGCAGCUGGAAGUGACUCUUUCAGAAUCGAAAAUAGUUUGGAACUGCAAGGAAAAUGGCCAGCACUACCUCCAAACGUCCGCCAUAUCUUUGUUCAGACCUACGAUGAAGAAUUGAUUACUAAGAAGAUAUGCCAAUUGCACAACUUACACACUCUCAUCAUUGGUAGGGAAAAUAGUCUGGAAGCGGUUGGGGAGCAAGUCCUGAAGUGUAUGUUUAAGAAGCUGAGGAAGUUGCGUGUGCUUAUCAUAACUGCCAGAGAUUUAAUGAGCUAUGUCCCCCCGGAUGUGCCAGUCCCAGCAUGUAUUGGUCAGUUAAGGCACUUGAGGUAUCUUGCUUUUAGGUCUGAAAUUUAUCAUGCUAGAGAUCUGAGGAUAAUUUUACCUGCCACUUUUAACAAGCUAUACCACAUGCAGAUUCUAGAUUUUAGUAGCGCCAAUAAAGUGGUAUUUUCUUGUGAAGAUAUUUGUAGCCUCAUCAAUUUGCGGCAUGUAGUCUGCUUUGAAGAUGUGGAUAUUCCAAGCAUCGGAAAGAUGACAUCACUCCGAAUGCUGGGAGUCUUCAAUGUAAGAAAGGAACAAGCUCACGAGUUAAAGCAACUCAGGAAUGUAAACAAGCUUCGCGGCAAACUCUGUAUCAGGUGCUUGGAAAAUGUUGAAAGCAAGGCAGAAGCUCUCGAGGCCAAUCUGGCCGGUAAGGAAGGGCUCAGUACACUAAAACUAUCCUGGCGGAGUGGUGAAGCGAGUCCAGAAGUUCAGGCAGAGGUAAUAGAGGGUCUUUGCCCACCCAAGGAUCUCGAAUCACUGACUAUCGAAGAUUACAAAGGUCCGAGGUAUCCAAGUUGGAUGCACAAUGAUGGCCCAAAGCACGUGAACCAUCUUGAGCUCAUCGACUGCAGCCCACAACCUGGUCCUGAACUUGGUGGGUUUUGCACUUGUCUCCGUGAGCUCACGAUUUCGAGUUGCAGCUGGGCCGCCUUGCCAGAUUACAUGGAGCAUUUGACAUCACUGCGGAGCCUGGAAAUCUUGUAUUGCCAUAAUAUUCAAUCUCUUCCAGCACUACCGCAGUCUCUUGAGCACUUAACACUGAAUGGCUGUAGAGUGGUGUCGAUGAGCUCGUGUCGCCUGGAGCACCUGACGUUACUGCAGACACUUGAUAUCUGGUCCUGCGAUAGUAUUCGAUCGCUUCCAGCAUUGCCACAGUCUCUUCAGCACUUCACACUGAGAAACUGCAAUGACGUGUUGAUGAGAUCGUGUUGCAUGAAGCACCUGACGUCACUGCAGAGCCUGGAGAUCUAUUGCUGCGAUUGUAUUUGGUCGCUUCCAGCACUGCCUCAGUCUAUCAAGAAAUUCAACCUGAUAACCGGUGAUAAAGAGUUGGUGAGUUCGUGCAUAACAGUUGGAGAUCCAGAUUGGCAAAAGAUUAAGCACAUUCCGUACGCAUCAAUAGAAGACGUUCGAGGCUCGUACAUUGUGAUGAAAAUGGGAGUUUUCUCUGUUUUCUAGACGUUCGAGGCUCGUACAUUGUGAUGAAAAUGGGAGUUGUAUAAAACCCGAAUGAAGCGAAGCAGAUUGCUAGAUCUUCAUCACAAGAGCCUGAGACGUCCUAAUGCGUCAAGUCGUGGCCCUUAAACCUGCCCGAGUGAAGUGCUGCUGCUGUGCUGCAGUCAUCUGCAGCUACACACGGUGCAAAAUUUGACCGUGUGCCAACGAUCGAACCGACUGUAUUUGUUCCCCGUAGGCUAUGGUCCUUAUAACGUGAGCACUGAAUUCCAGAAAAUGUAAGUCCUGUAAUAAUGUUGUGAAACCAUGAACACUGUAGCGUAGGUGUCUCAUAUGGUUUUCAAUGAUGUACAAUGUUGAACACCCAAUCUGCUUUGUUCCAUAUGGUUUGCAAUACACUGGUGAAAUAUAAGCGCGUCCUUGCAUGAAUAAAGUACAAAAUAAU
This is a messenger RNA of Lolium perenne, 4077 nucleotides long. Its product is annotated as putative disease resistance RPP13-like protein 1. Gene Ontology annotation, molecular function: ADP binding. NCBI's taxonomy places the organism in Eukaryota, Viridiplantae, Streptophyta, Magnoliopsida, Poales, Poaceae. The record is from RefSeq and is a predicted model, not a curated record.